GGCGUUGCAGAAACUGUGGACAUCUCUCUCACUCCCUUAACCUACGGUUCAAGCCUACGACUGGAAGCCAGCCCUCUCUGUCGCGGACGCUGACGACCCCGAAUACACAACAAGACACCAUGCUGGCACGGUUCUGUUCCGUGCUAUACGCGCUCCUACUUUCCUUGUGUAUAUUAUCGGGCGUGCAGGCAAACACGGACAAGGUUGCGAACAAAACGAUAGAAAGGAGUGUACAACUUCGCACACACUCGAUAUUCCCGCCAUACAUCGACCAAGACCUGCAGAAUCGAUGGUGGGACUUUGGAGCUGACACCUACAUCAACACGAACAAGCACAUCCGCUUAACCCAGUCACGACCUGGCCAGAAUGGAUGGCUGUGGACAAGAUACCCUCUCACCGCGCCCAACUUCGUCAUCGAGGUCGAGUUCAAGGUCUCCGGCCAGUCGAGCCACCUCUACGGCGAUGGCAUGGCGAUCUGGCUGACCAAGGACCGUGCCGAGACGGGGACUGUCUUCGGGAGCAAGGACAAGUUCGAGGGGCUGGGCAUUUUCCUUGACACAUACGCCAAUUCGCGUCAUCCAUAUGGCUUCCCCCGCAUCGUGGCCAUGAUGGGAGAUGGGAAUACCGCUUACGACCAGGACAACGAUGGGCAUUCGCAGGCGUUGGGGUCUUGCUCCGCAAACUUCCGCCGUACAAAUGUCGACACGAAGCUCAAGCUCACGUACGUGAAGGGCGGUUACCUAGACGUCCAGGUCCGCUACAAGGCCUGGGACGACUGGACCCACUGCUUCCGCCUCGAAGACGUCAACCUCCCCUCCGCGCCCUACCUCGGCCUCUCAGCCAUGACCGGCCAAGUCUUCGACUCGCACGACGUCAUCUCCGUCGCAUCCUGGUCCGCCGUCCUCUCGGGCGACAACGCACAAAAGGACAAGAUGCCCAACCACGGCGACAGCUGGUGGUCCCCGCGCGACACCAUUUUCUCCCCCUCUUCCGCCUCCGAUGAGCCCGCCAAGGGCACCUGGCUCGGCUUCCUGCUCAAGCUCGUCCUUGGCCUCGGCGUCUGCGCCGGCGCGCUCUGGGGCUGGAACCAGUACAGGCUGCGCAAGCUGUACGGCCCGCGCGCGGGCAUGUUCGGCGGGCUGGGGUACUCGAACAGCAAGAAGUUCUGAGCGCGGUGCUCAGUCGUGGUCCGGGCUUUCAUGGUGGUCUGGGGUUUCUUCUUUGUUGCUAUAUUUGAACACUACCGGUACUUCGUCGAGACAUCUUACCUGGCUGGUACUGGCGGCUAUAUGUCAUACAUAAUCGACACGAUUUUCCGACGUCACGUCGAGCGACCGA
Molecule: messenger RNA, 1338 nt
Organism: Coniophora puteana RWD-64-598 SS2
Lineage: Eukaryota; Fungi; Basidiomycota; Agaricomycetes; Boletales; Coniophoraceae
Exons: 9
Coding region: 120-1169 (349 amino acids)
Biological process (GO): endoplasmic reticulum to Golgi vesicle-mediated transport; Golgi organization; endoplasmic reticulum organization
Cellular component (GO): Golgi membrane; COPII-coated ER to Golgi transport vesicle; endoplasmic reticulum membrane
Molecular function (GO): D-mannose binding
Source: RefSeq, a predicted model, not a curated record